AUGGCUCCUUCCGAAGCGUUUUCCACCGCCGCCAACGUCUUUUCGGUAGUUGGAUUGGCUGAUAUUGUCUUCAAGUACGGUCGCGAGGUGUACGAGACGCUCUCGAAAGUUCGCAAUGCGCCGGAAGAGAUCAAACAGCUCCUUGGUGAGGUUAAAGAUGUCGAAGGCCACGCUUCUCGAGUCAAGGCUUUUUUGACCGACCUCGCUCAAUCGGCCUUGCAGCAGCAAAGAAGAGACUUGGCAUCCCGAAUUGAGACGCUGCUUCUCCACUUUCAGGAGGAGUUGGUCAUUAUAAGCAAGUCAGUUACGGAGUCAACACUAUCCUCCAGUGAUGGGUGGUUGAAGAAACUCAGGAAGAACGCGAAGUGGGUGUGGGAUGAACAGGACAUCACCUUGGCGCGGCGUCGACUGGAGCGAUGGAAGAGAGAGUUGGAUUCAACUCUGAUAUUGGCCGGGAGGAAAAUGGAUGUUUCGAUCCACGCGGAGAUCGCAAGCGCCCGCGUCGACAUUACCCAAGGAUCCUCCGACUCGACGGCAGCGCUUUCGCAUAUCCGCAACACGGCAUCAUCUAUCGAGAAUAAGGUUGAUGGUCUGUCCACGACUGUUGGCACUUUUCUCCAGGACAACAAUGCACAAGUUAGCGGCUUGAGGGGUAUUGUGCUUGAUACGCAAGAAGCAACAAACUCUGCGAGGAUGCAAGUCUUACAGAAGCUCGACUCAGUUACAGGUGGCUCAAAAGCUCAACACUCAGCGUUGCAGAACGACGUUCGUGGCGGAGUCAAUUCAGUCCGAAAAGAUAUCCACAUCAUGUCUCAGAGUAUGAGGCAAUCGAGGAGGCAACAAACUCGCAAGCAACGCUCAGCAACCAAAAAGAUCAUGAACAAGCUUGAAGAGGUCAAUGCAAACAUGGUGGACAACUUUGCGACCUUGAAUCUGACCCGCACGGGAGACGGCGCAUUCACAUUUGAAGGUAGUAACCUCGAGGCGAUGACCCUACCACUCGAGCUACUAUACUCGGAGCUUGUCAGAACUCUUCCGGCGCUUCAGUCCAAGACAAAACUCAACGUAUCGCAGUCUGAAGCUGGUUGGAUUCAGCAGCAGUUUGAGAUGGUUCGCGCAGCAAGUUUUGAAAUCUCCGCAACUUCGUUGGCCAAAGAUCCUCAACUCCAGCAAGCCGCCGGUCGAUAA
Molecule: messenger RNA, 1188 nt
Organism: Lasiodiplodia theobromae
Lineage: Eukaryota; Fungi; Ascomycota; Dothideomycetes; Botryosphaeriales; Botryosphaeriaceae
Exons: 3
Coding region: 1-1188 (395 amino acids)
Source: RefSeq, a predicted model, not a curated record